Molecule: messenger RNA, 1848 nt
Organism: Spirodela intermedia
Lineage: Eukaryota; Viridiplantae; Streptophyta; Magnoliopsida; Alismatales; Araceae
Source: the annotation of a GenBank genome assembly
AUGCCGGAGGAGCUCCGGUUUAGGGAGAUCCGUCGCGCAGGGAGGGAGCGAGAAUCGGCUGCAGAUAAUGGGAGCGGCUCCUUCACGGCGCUCCUCGGCCUGCCGGCGAGCAGAGCGAUUGAGCUGCUCCAUGAGGUGGAGACCGGCCGCGGUCCCUUGAUCCCGUUCGCGGAGGUCGAGAGGAACCAGCAGCUCCUCGGUGGAUCUUGCUUCGCCGGCCUGCCGACCUUCCCUUCCGAUUCCGAUCUCGUGGAACGAGCGUCGAGGUUCUCCGUCUUCGCCACGGAGGACUCCCCGCGGAUGCCGAGUUCCGCCGUCUGCUCGGCGGAGGCGGUCAAGACGGAGCGGCCUGAUUCGGACUCUAAUCCCAACUCCCCCCUGCAACAACGGCCGCCGAAGAGGAAGGGACACUGUGACAAGAAGAACAAGGUAACGGCAUGUGGUGUCUUAGGGCUGGAGUUCCUAUUUUUCAGAAGCUUUUGUAGAUAAGAUUUCUGGCCGUAGAUGGCGCCAAGGUCGGUGACGUUUCUUCUUCUCUCUGUAGCUCAAGGCGUCCGGCAAGAGACCGAAGAGCAGGUCGGAGGGCGGCAUCUCGAAGACCGUGGAGGAGAAUGACGGCGGCGAGGAGGAAAAGCUUCCCUAUGUCCACGUCCGAGCUCGCCGCGGCCAGGCCACUGACAGUCAUAGCUUAGCCGAGAGGGUAAUGACAACUACCGCUACCCUAUCCCCGGGAUUCGUGAAUACUCCGCCAUUGAUCCCCUGCAGUCACAAGGAUCAAUCGAAUUAAACUGUGGUCGCGUAUUUGACCCCCUUCUUCCCCGGUCUUCCCAGGCGAGGAGGGAGAAGAUAAACGCCCGGAUGAAGCUGCUCCAGGAGCUAGUCCCCGGCUGCAACAAGGUCUCUCUCUCUCUCUCUCGUGAAAUAGUUAGAGAAAAGUAGGUAGCUCUGCCCGGCCGACCGCGGUCUAUGGAGAACAUAAUGGCAUUUACGUCAAUUCCGCAUCAUCAGGUGUUGGCCCUCUUGAUCGAACGGUAUCCGAUGAUUUUACGUGGCCAUGUAUCCUUCACCCCCCGCCCUCACGCGUCUCUAUCAAUGAAGAGAAGACGUAGGCGAGUUUUUUUUUCUGUGGGGCCCGUGGCCGCUUUUCAAUGGACGACGGGACCCACACGGCGCCAGGCCGUUCUACCUAAUGUACAGCGUGAAGGAUGCGUUGGAAGUGGACCUUUUCCUAAACAUAUUAUAUAUGAAUAUUUAUUUAUUUUAUCUUCUUUUUUCCAGAUCUCGGGGACGGCACAGGUGCUGGACGAGAUCAUUAACCACGUUCAGUCCCUCCAGAGGCAGGUCGAGGUGAGAUACCCCACCUGCUCGCUUAGGUCCCACUCUCUCUCUCUCCUCACUCUCUCUCUCUCUCUCUUGGUGGCAGUUCCUGUCGAUGCGGCUGGCCGCGGUGAACCCCGGGAUCGACUUCGCCGGGCUCGACAGCUUUCUGGCCGCUGUAAGUACUCGUCCUCGUCCUCGUCCUCCGUGGGGGGGAAGCGGUACUCUCGGGAAUCUCCAGCCACGGCGGGGAGCAGCGUGGCGACCUUGCUUGGCCGGCGCAAUUUAAUUAUGGCCUCGGGGGCAGCAGUCCCCGUUUCUUCCUUCCCGCGUCAUCAUCGCUUGAUUCUGAUUUUUGAUCUUUAAUGUCAGAACGGAGGGGCACCGAGGCCGGAGCAGCCGGCGCUGUGGCCGGAAGCCCACCGGCCAGUGCGCCUGGCGGACAUCCUGCCGAAGCCUGUGCCGCAGUCGUUGUGGGGGAGGGGCGUCGUCGUCCUCCCCGGAAAUCCCAACUCUGCUGCGACCCUGUAA